GUAUUGUGGUCAUGUAUGAUCAAGAGAUAGCCCCCUCUCACAUCCGUGGCAAAAUAGGCACAGCGUGGCAGUUCAGCAUAGUCAUUGGUAAGCUGGCGGGUGCUGUGACCAUCAUCUUCACCAGACAGUGUGCCGACGGCUGGAGACUGUCGUACGGAGGAGUCAUCCCCUUUGCACUCGCCAUGUUUGCGGCCUUCUUCUAUCUACCUGGUAGGUAUCUCUGUCUUUCUACCUACUUGGUCGCUGAAUAUCUAUCUACCUGGUAG
Messenger RNA from Sphaeroforma arctica JP610, 266 nucleotides. RefSeq lists its product as hypothetical. The record is from RefSeq and is a predicted model, not a curated record. Gene Ontology annotation, biological process: transmembrane transport. Gene Ontology annotation, cellular component: membrane. The transcript has a single exon. The annotation marks the transcript as partial. Lineage: Eukaryota; Ichthyosporea; Ichthyophonida. Gene Ontology annotation, molecular function: transmembrane transporter activity.